AUGCACUCAGCUUUGAGCGCCGCACCAGACAUCGAUCGCGUUAUAGAAGAAACUCGCAAUACUCCGUUCUCUGAUAAAAUAGACAGCGCUAUAAUCAGCGACAUCGGAAAAAUCAAAUGCCCUGAGUAUGCAGGAACUACCGAUCCGAGAGCUCACGUCAGAGAUUUCAGAUUAGCUGUAACUAAAGCUCACCUAAGUCCAGCUCUCGACUGGUUCGCAAGCCUAGAAGGCGGCUCUAUAGAUAGUUUCGAUCAGCUCGUAUCAGUUUUCCUUAAACAGUACUCGAUAUUUAUCGAAACACGAGCUACAGAAGCUAAUCUUUGGAAAUUACGCCAAGGUCAUGAUGAACCACUUCGCCACUUCGUAGCUCGCUUCAGGGAAGUGAAAGCAAAAAUCGCAAAACUCAAUGAUGGUGUAGCCAUUGACGCCCUGUAG
Microthlaspi erraticum is the source of this 435-nucleotide messenger RNA. The record is from the annotation of a GenBank genome assembly. Lineage: Eukaryota; Viridiplantae; Streptophyta; Magnoliopsida; Brassicales; Brassicaceae.